GUCUGAGCGCUGCAGGGCGGCCAGCCAUUACAGCUUCGUCCUGCUGUUUGCCUUCACUCAACGUCGCUAGCGACCAGCACGUCUCAUCUUCGCGUUAUCUCCUCUUGGCUACUCUUGCUGAGCUCUCGAGGGCCUUUUGAUUAGCUGGUCUUCGCUCCCCAUGCGCUAGGACUCCAUGCAGCACGAAGGCAAUCCAUCGCUCACUCCUCACAUAUGUCAACGCUUCGCCUCUCUGAUAUGGUCGUGCAUUGAUGCGGACCUUCACAAGUCUGCUGUCUUCUACGCUGAGCGGUACUAUGUUAUGGACCCAAGCAAUCAUGAUGCUCGGCAUCUGUAUGCCACAGCAUUGCUACGAUCUGGCCAGCCGCACUCGGCACAUCAUCUUGUCGACCAACCAUCCAGCGUCCGGUGUAGUGGAUGCCUUGAAAUCAAAUCCAAAUGCUGUACAGCGCUGGGGAAAAACAGACUAGCUCGAGAAGCGCUAGAAGAAAGCCUACGAGACCCGUCGUAUAAGCCAACGCCAUCCAUGGGCUCGCGAGCAGCAAAGUCGUUCCCGGAACAAUCUGUGCUACAUUGUCGUUCUGGUGCGACAGCCAUGAAGGGCAACCUUCCUGAACGAGCAAUUCCUAGCUUCCGCCAAGCCCUGGCCCUCAAUCCUUUUUUGUGGGAAGCAUUCGAAGGAUUGUGCUCAUUAGGCGACAUCCUCGAGAUUGAUGACCUUUUCCCGCCGCGGCGACCACCAACGAAGCAGGCGAUAUCAGACUUCAAUAGACCUGUACCAGUUGCCACAGGUGCCGGAUUUUUCACACCUGACGCUGGCAACGGCGGUAACCUAUUUGUCGGCUGGAAGCCCGAUGUAGGCUUGCCAACACAUUCGGAGCAUGUUGGGGGUCUGCACGACUCAAUGACGACCGACGAGUCUUCCUUUGACCCCGAGGGAUCCUUCCAUCAAGGUGCCUUACGCGCCAGCCGGUCACAACCAACGAGCUCGUUGGCCGUGCAUCCACCAGCUGUGCGUCCUCUUUCUUCAGCAGAUGAGGCGGGCCCGGUGACCAAGAAGCUGCGCUCUACUGUGCGGCAGCGUACGGCACCCUCUUCCACCAAUGCCGCGGACUCGAACGUGUACCUAAAGCCAUCAAAGUCUACGGGCACGCUCCUGCUGGGGCAGAGAGAUCAACCGAAAAGUUUAAAGGCUGCUGCGAUCUCAUUUAGGUCACAAUUGGGGGUUGGCAAGUCCGCACACCCCCAGCCUGUCGGUGGCAUGAUGACUAGGCGUAGCACUCGUCUAUUGAAUGGACUAGGUAACAAGCCAGUGACAGCCAAAUACCAGCAAGCGACGAUUCGCGGCCGACGGCGUCUGCAAAGUCGCACGCGUGUGAAUGCUGUAGAAUCCGGUUCUGAUGAGGAAUCCUUACCAGAAGAUGCAAUUGCUGGGCCCAGUACACUAAGCUCGACGAAUGAGGAGGGGGCGCAGGAAACCUACGAUGCAGAGCUCGCUGACUUCCAACUAUAUGAACUGAUGCGCAUGUUCGCUCGUGCGGCCAGAGCGAUGGCACUCUACGAUUGUCGAACGUGUCUCGAUGAACUGGAGAAGCUACCUAUGUCACAGAAAUGGUCAGCGUGGGUUAUGGCGAUGGUGGGCAAAGCUCAUUACGAACUGGGCGAGUACGUUGCUGCAGAACGCGCGUUUGAGGCAGUGCGAAAUCUCGAGCCGUAUCGGCUAUGGGAUAUGGAGGUGUUCUCGACACUUCUAUGGCACCGGCAGGAGAAUGUGAAGCUGUCAUUUCUCGCGCAGGAGCUGGUCUCCACGGAUCCCAGAGCUCCGCAAGCAUGGAUUGCCGUCGGCAACUGCUUCUCCCUGCAAAAGGAACGCCCACAAGCUCUGACCUGCUUUCGGCGAGCAGCACAACUUGAUCCCAACUGCGCAUACGCAUAUACACUAAGCGGACACGAGUCGAUCGACGAAGACGUGGAUAAGGCAAUCAACUUUUUCGAGUCCGCUCUGCGUGCUGAUCCACGACAUUACAAUGCCUGGUAUGGGUUGGGCACAUGCUAUAUGCGGAUGAGCAAGAUUCGACUCGCGGACUACCACUAUCGGAAAGCCCUACAAAUACACCCGCGAAACGCCGUCUUGCUAGGGUGCGUGGGUAUGGUGACCGAGCGAUUAGGAGACCGAGAUCAGGCGCUGAGUCUAUUCAACGAAGCGGUCCGUCUGUCGCCAGAGAAUGCACUUGUGCGCUACCGUCGGGCCAAAAUUCUUAUCGCACUAAAGCAAUACGCGGCAGCGGUAAAAGAUUUGGAGAGGUUGCGCGAAACAUCACCGGAGGAGUCGAAUGUGAUAUUCCAGCUUGCGAAGGCGUAUCGGCUGCUAGGAAACAAUGUCAAGUCGGCGGAGCUGCUCGCCGUGGCCCGGGAUGUGUCGCCGAAGAGCGUGGACAAAAUACGAAAGCUGCUGGAGACGGUGAGGGACCCAGAAGCGGACGUGAUGGAUGAGGGAUGAGGGGGCGGCUGAUGGUGUGCUCUGGCGAGUGGAUUCGGAGGAUGUACAUAGCGGCGGAGAGAC
Messenger RNA from Laetiporus sulphureus 93-53, 2563 nucleotides. RefSeq names its product TPR-like protein. The coding region runs from base 176 to 2500 and encodes 774 amino acids. The transcript has 11 exons. Gene Ontology annotation, biological process: cell division. NCBI's taxonomy places the organism in Eukaryota, Fungi, Basidiomycota, Agaricomycetes, Polyporales, Laetiporaceae. Gene Ontology annotation, molecular function: protein binding. The record is from RefSeq and is a predicted model, not a curated record.